AUGAGUAAAGUCGACGAGAAAUCCGGCGCCGACCCCGCCAAGGUCGAGGCCGCCGCCGCCGAUGUCGACCACAUCGCCGACCUCGACGAGAAGGCCUCGCCCGCCGCUUACAAGGCGGAUGCCAUCGAGGCAGAGCUGGCUGAGCUCAAGAUGGGAGUGUUGGAGGCCGUCAAGCUCUAUCCCAUGGCCUCCAUGUGGGCUUUCAUCAUGUCCACGACAAUUAUCAUGGAGUCCUACUGCGUCUUCCUCAUGGGCGCCUUCGUCGCCAUGAAUCAGUUCCAGCUGGAGUAUGGCAUCAAAGACUCCAAGGGCAAGUACCAAAUCGAGGCAUCGUGGCAGUCUGCUCUCCAGGUCGGUGGCCCUCUCGGUGCCAUCAUUGGUGUCUGCAUCGCUGGUCCCAUUACCAGCCGUAUCGGUUACCGCUGGGCCACCAUUGGCGGUCUCAUGGUCUUGAACGCCUUCAUCUUCGUCUUCUACUUCGCCAACUCGCUUGCCGUCAUGUUUGUCAGCCAGCUUCUCGAGGGUGUCCCCUGGGGCAUCUUCAUCGCCAACGCACCCGCCUACUGCAGUGAGAUCGUGCCCAUGAGACUGAGAGCCCCUGCCACCCAGAUGUUGCAGAUGUUCUGGGCUAUUGGUGCCAUUAUCGUCGGUGGUGUCUGCUACGUAUACGAGAGCAAGACCGACCAGAGCGCAUGGAAGGUUCCUAUCGCCCUUCAAUGGAUGUUCCCCACCCCCCUCGCCAUCCUCCUCUACAUCGCUCCCGAGUCCCCCUGGUGGCUGGUUCGCAAGGGACGUCUUGACGACGCUGCCGUUGCCGUCCGCCGCCUUGGACGUGCCUCUGGCACCAAUGUUGAAGAGUCCGUCGCCAUGAUUCGUCGUACCAUUGAGCUUGAGAAGACCGAAAAGGAGCCCGGCUACGUCGAGCUCUUCAGGGGCACCGACAGAUACCGCACCCUCAUCGUUUGCGGUGUGUAUGCUGCUCAGAACCUUACUGGUAAUCUUAUUGCCAACCAGGCCGUCUUCUUCUUCAGACAGGCUGGUAUCGGUUCCCAGCUUGCCUUCGCCCUUGGUCUCAUCACCUCCGCCCUGCAGACCGUUUUCGUCAUGCUUUCCUGGAUUCUCACGACGUACCUCGGCCGCCGCACCAUUUACGUCUGGGGUUCGUUCAUCAACGUCCUCUUCCUCAUCGCCCUUGGUGUUGCUGGCUCUGUCGGCGAUUCUACCGCUGCCUCUUUGGCCAUGGCUUCUUUGGGUCUCAUCGUCUCCGUCGGUUUCACCCUCGGACCUGCCCCCGCUUCCUGGGUCAUCAUCGCCGAGACCUCCGCCAUCCGUCUCCGUCCCCUUACCACCGGUAUUGGACGUGCCGCCUACUACGUCGUCAACAUCCCCUGUAUCUUCCUCUCUACUUACAUGCUCAACAGCACGGGUGUCGACUUGGGCGGCAAGUGCGGUUACGUCUGGGGUGCCACCGGUUUCUUCUGCUUCGUCAUGGCCUUCUUCUACAUUCCUGAGAUGAAGAACCGUUCCGUCCGUGAGAUUGACAUCAUGUUCAAGCGUCGCAUCCCCGCUCGCAAGUGGAAGAAGACCGUCAUCGACAUCAACGAUGACGAGUAA
Molecule: messenger RNA, 1614 nt
Organism: Colletotrichum truncatum
Lineage: Eukaryota; Fungi; Ascomycota; Sordariomycetes; Glomerellales; Glomerellaceae
Product: MFS sp general alpha glucoside:H+ symporter
Biological process (GO): carbohydrate transport; transmembrane transport
Cellular component (GO): membrane
Molecular function (GO): carbohydrate:proton symporter activity
Source: RefSeq, a predicted model, not a curated record